Phragmites australis (common reed) is the source of this 336-nucleotide messenger RNA. RefSeq lists its product as uncharacterized. Bases 1 to 336 code for a protein of 111 amino acids. The record is from RefSeq and is a predicted model, not a curated record. NCBI's taxonomy places the organism in Eukaryota, Viridiplantae, Streptophyta, Magnoliopsida, Poales, Poaceae. The transcript has a single exon.
AUGCAGAUCUCCCAAACUGCUAUCAAGCCAGUUACUCAAGCCUUCCAUGUCAUAGUGCCCAGAUCUCCGGCCACCCCCAUCAGCCAGAUAUCGCUCCUUGUAACCUUCGAGAGGAACAACAACUUUCGGACAGAAAAGAUUAUAUUCGAUGUGGUUGACUUCGAGAUGGCGUACAACGCUAUCCUGGGUCGACCGACCUUAGCCAAGUUCAUGGCUGCCACACAUUAUGCUUAUCAGUGCGAGAAGAUGCUGGGACCUGAAGGGGACACCACUAUCCGGGGAUCCCCCAAAGCAGGACUCCGCUGCGACAAAAGGAGCCUCGACAUAGCGGCUUAA